Molecule: messenger RNA, 207 nt
Organism: Paramecium tetraurelia
Lineage: Eukaryota; Ciliophora; Oligohymenophorea; Peniculida; Parameciidae
Exons: 2
Source: RefSeq, a predicted model, not a curated record
AUGCAUUUUUAUGCCAUGUUAUAGAUAUAAACAGUUUAGAAUGGAUUAUUUGAUAAUUCACAAAAAAUGAUUGAUUUUCCAAUAAUUCCUGGUUUGAGAAACACCUUUAUAAGUUAUACUUUGAAUGACGAAUUGACUUAUCAAUCUUAGAAAAUGGUUGCAUUGUUGAGAGAGAACAAAGACAACGAAGUAGAUUUGAAGUAUUGA